CAUUGUUCUUCAUAGCUCUAGUCGAAGCGCAAUGGCCAUCACUUAUGGUGAUUUCUACCCCAAGAAGUUCAAAAACACCGAUGUCAGCAGCGGAGUCGCUAUCUUCCUUGUUGUCUUCUCCAUUCUCUGCGGCCUUAUUGCUUUCAUAUUGUGUCUUGCAGCAGAGGGCUCCAGGUCUGAGGUAACAAGGUUGCUUACAAGCACGCCUAGCAGCAAAGACAACAGUUGCUACUACAGCAACAGCGGCAAGAAACCUCUAGCCUGCGCUAUCGCUGCAUUCGUCUUGCUCGCCAUAGCAAUGUUCUCAGAGCACGGUUACAUGCUCAUCGCUGUCGCUAACCCCCAGCCUCCAGUGUUGGUGGCCUGGGCCACUCCACAGGAUCCAAUAGCAGCAGCAACGGUAACGAGAACCAGAGAUCUCACUUGGCAAAUCUGCUGCCUUUUUCUCACAACCUGGAUAUCCUUUGCACUUGCUGAGGUGUUUCUCAUGAUCGGGAUGGGAGUCGAGUCUGGUCACCUGAGCAACUGGAGAAGUCCAAGACCCAACUGCAACGCGGUCAGGCCUGGGCUUUUUGCAGUCGCUGGAAUCUUUGGACUCAUCACUGUCUUCCUCGGUCUUGGCCUUUAUCUCACUGCAUUGAGAACUCAGAGAUUGCAUCUCGAGAAGGAAAAUGCGGCUCGUGGAACAAUCCCAAAUCCUCUGUAACGAGGGGGGAAAUCAUACUAGAGGGACAUCUAUAUAAUGUAAAAGAUUUUCCUGAGGAGAAAAAAUAUGACUAUUUCCAUCAGUGUAUUCGACGUAAAAUAGUUUCAAACUGGUUAGCAAUCCAACAUAAUGUAAAAACCUCUCUGGUCUCUCUCUCUCUCUCUCUCUCUCUCUCUCUCUCUCUCUCUCUUUUUGACAAAUAAUCACCAUGCCACUCUAAACAUGAUUUUUUUUUGACAAAUAAUCACCAUGACAUCUAUAUAAUAAAAUCAUGAUUUUUUUCCUCCAAGACACUAGGAUCACCAAGAAUGCUUACUUUAAAAUAGUAGCAUUGUUUAUCACCUGGAUGCUAUCGAUCUGCUCGGUGUUUUUCCUUCCAUGGCGUCCUUCUUCGUUCCGCAUGACUCAAAGUGCAGAGCUAAGGAUCUUUCCAUGGCAUCAUUGCUGGUGAGUAGCUUGGUACUUUAUCGGUUCGGCAGAUUGCACAUCGGUUAGGCGAUGAAUUUGCCUUUGACAACCUGCUGCAUGGAGAUUUGAGAGGUUCACACGGUCAUUUCUUUGGCAAAGUAAAUUCUGAUGGAAUUUGAAGAACACAACACUCUACACAAAGGAAACUUUUAUUGAUAGAACACUUGAGAAUACAACACUUGUUCUUACAAGAACACCUCACUUUCACACAAUUCCUUUAUUUUGGUGGACACUCACACAAGGCUACACUACACACUCAAGCUCUCAAGCUCACUUCUUGCUUGCUUGCUUGCUUGCUUAAAUGAGAGCACAAG
This is a messenger RNA of Asparagus officinalis (garden asparagus), 1488 nucleotides long. RefSeq lists its product as uncharacterized. NCBI's taxonomy places the organism in Eukaryota, Viridiplantae, Streptophyta, Magnoliopsida, Asparagales, Asparagaceae. Bases 32 to 706 code for a protein of 224 amino acids. The transcript has 3 exons. The record is from RefSeq and is a predicted model, not a curated record.